This is a messenger RNA of Daphnia magna, 1547 nucleotides long. RefSeq names its product methionine aminopeptidase 1D, mitochondrial. The record is from RefSeq and is a predicted model, not a curated record. Gene Ontology annotation, biological process: proteolysis. NCBI's taxonomy places the organism in Eukaryota, Metazoa, Arthropoda, Branchiopoda, Diplostraca, Daphniidae. Bases 147 to 1169 code for a protein of 340 amino acids. The transcript has 8 exons. Gene Ontology annotation, molecular function: metalloaminopeptidase activity.
ACAAAAACCUUUGUAAAAUGUCAACAAAGCCCAGCUAGUUGAAGUUUGCUUUUCCGAUUCAGUAUUCCCUGCAAAUAUAGGCUUGCAACGAGUACGAAUACGUCCAUUGAUCUCGUGGAAACUUAAUUUAGUUUCAUUUACUUGCUAUGAGAAGACCCAUAAUGCUUUUCAAUCAAGUAUGUAGUAGUGCGUUGAGUUAUCGAUUUUCGCCAUUGGCAGUGCAAAAUCUACUGCAAAUAAAACGCUGUAUAAGAAUGAACUCUUGGUUUAAGAAACGCCUAGAUUUUGGAAAUUACCAAGUCAUAGAAACCCCAGGUCAGGUCCUACAGGAGCUAAGAUGUGUUCCGUCCACAAUUAUGAAGCCUCCAUAUGCACAGGAUGGGAAAAAGAUUCCAGUUCCAGUUCCUGAGUCAACUAAACCUGAAAUAAAGUCCCAUACACAAAUAGAUGGUAUGAGAGCAUCCUGUAGACUUGCAAGAAAUGCCUUAAUUUAUGCAAAAGAAUUGGUCAUGGUUGGAACUACAACUGAAGAAAUAGAUAAAAAUGUACAUAAAUACAUUAUUUCUCAUGGAGCUUAUCCAUCACCACUGCAUUAUAAAGGCUUCCCAAAAUCUAUUUGCACAUCUGUCAACAAUGUUGUGUGCCAUGGUAUACCUGAUAACAGAGCUCUAGUUAAUGGGGAUAUCAUAAAUGUGGAUAUCACUGUGUAUCUGAAUGGUUUUCACGGCGAUGUUUCAGAGACUUUCCUCGUUGGUGACGUUGAUGAAAAAGGAAGAGAGCUAGUGGCAGUCACAAAGAAAUGUUUGGAUGAAGCUGUGGCAAUAUGCAAACCAGGCCGACCAUUUAACCACAUCGGUGAACAACGCGCUGUAAUUGAAGCAUGUGCCCGAGAGCAUGGUUUCCGGGUUGUUCCCGCGUUUACAGGACAUGGAAUAGGAUCUUACUUCCAUGGAGCUCCAGAUAUAUAUCAUUUUAAAAAUACUGUAUUGGGUCUAAUGGAAGCAGGACAGACGUUCACAAUUGAACCUGCAAUUGCUCAAGGAAGUUCUCAGUGUAUCAUACUCGAAGACAAGUGGACUGCGAUAACAUCAGACGGAAGUAGGGCGGCUCAGUUUGAGCACACUGUGCUCAUCACCGAAAGUGGCGUAGAAGUGCUCACCUCAAAGUGACUUUUACUUGAUGGAUAGACCGUUCUUCAAUAUGUCGACACAAAUGAAUUAAAUACCUUGGCGGGCAAAAUGAUCUUCUCUUAAGAUGCAAACUAAAGCCAAAAAUCGGUUUACUUCCCGUAAGUAAAGGAUUGUUGAAUUGUUAAGUUUAAUAAGACUUAGACUCUGAUGAUCAAAUGCAGCACCAUCAGCAUCUUUUGUCCUGCAACAACCACGUAUGAUGUCUGUCAGCUGCAAAAAACUAAAUCUUUUUGAAGUGGAAAUAAUACCCAUAAAUGCAUGAGAUGUCAACUACAACAUCUAUCAUGUCGCAACACAACUCGUAGCUUUGCAUGUCGACUGGUGAAGAGUCUGUAGCAAUAUAAAUCUUAGAAACAA